Messenger RNA from Oncorhynchus masou masou (cherry salmon), 2088 nucleotides. Its product is annotated as homeobox protein Hox-C5a-like. Gene Ontology annotation, cellular component: nucleus; nucleoplasm. The transcript is spliced from 2 exons. Gene Ontology annotation, molecular function: RNA polymerase II cis-regulatory region sequence-specific DNA binding; DNA-binding transcription factor activity, RNA polymerase II-specific. Gene Ontology annotation, biological process: anterior/posterior pattern specification; positive regulation of transcription by RNA polymerase II. NCBI's taxonomy places the organism in Eukaryota, Metazoa, Chordata, Actinopteri, Salmoniformes, Salmonidae. The record is from RefSeq and is a predicted model, not a curated record. Bases 5 to 1027 code for a protein of 340 amino acids.
AUGUAUGACUGGCCAACAUCAGCACGUGAUCCUAUUCAGAUGCCCCAUAUUUGGGCAGUGCGCGUCGAAUCAAGAAAAAAAUACCAUUCCCCCACCUAUAAAUCGUGCUUAUUUUUUUUUUUUAGGAAAGAUACCCCUUGAACUUCCAAAGAGCUUCAUAGGAAAAGCAAUAACCAAUAAAAAACAACAAUACAAGAGCCAAAUAUCUAGCCCAGGCUACACCCAGAUAAAAUAUUUAGGCUAUAGGCUAUUGCAGUUUUUACUUCAUGCAUCUCUUCUGCACCAUUUUUGUGUGUUUUGUUUUUCGUAUAAGAUGAGUUCCUAUGUAGCAAAUUCAAAUUUUAAGCAGCAAACGCACGAGGCUUCCUCCUGUAGCGCCAUGAAUAGUUUAGGCAGUUAUGGCUCUCUCUCUGACUUCGAUCAAGCUAAUUAUGCCUAUAACGGAGGUCUUCAUGAUUUCAACGGAACAUUCACCUCCUCUGAUGCCACUGUAAACUCUCUAAAACGAGAAGAGAUUAACUCUAGCCUGCGAAGCAAAACGGACACUCAAUCUCCAACACGACCACAGUCAUACUCAGCCUUGAGCUCCCGGAACUCCGUGCAGAACUGCCUCAGUGACGGUAUACUGAGCAAAGGGAAUGAAAUGCAAAUGGAGGUGGUCGAAAACCCCAGAGCUACGACCGAAGAAAGCGCGAUCAAAGUCGAAACUAUGCAACCUGUAAAACAUCAAAUCCAUUCGAAGAAGCACCUGGACAAUCAACAGCAACCGCAGAUUUUUCCCUGGAUGACAAAACUACACAUGAUCCACGAAUCAUCUGACGGUAAACGCUCUCGAACCAGUUACACCCGCUACCAGACUCUGGAGUUGGAGAAAGAGUUCCAUUUCAACCGUUACCUCGCCCGUCGCAGGCGCAUUGAGAUCGCCAAUACCCUCUGUCUGAACGAGAGGCAAAUUAAAAUUUGGUUCCAGAAUCGACGUAUGAAGUGGAAGAAGGAUUCGAAACUGAAAUCAAAGGAUUCAAUAUAAACAUGGAGUUUAUGACUGAUCUGGAGACGAACAGCUAAAAGAAGUAGGGCCUAAGCCUACCCUAAAUAGAGAAAGAGAGACCAUGAUUUGAAACGUGAAGGCCGUGUUCAGAAUCAGACCCUAUUAUGUGUUAUGGACUAUUACAUUAUUUGCAUAUUUCGUGUUUGGCACUUUAUAUGUGGUCUUGUAUUCUUUGCUUAAUGGUUGUACAACAUUUAAGAUUAAAAAUAUAUAUAUAAUAAUAAAGUAAUGUGUUGUCUUAAUGUAAAGAUUGUGUCAGGACCUUUGGAAGAAUUAGGGAGAGCUGUGGACUAUAAGGCCGCAUGUUACAUUAAGAAAUGGAAUAGACACCAAAUAAACAUUCUAUAGCCUAUACCCUUAGCAUUGAGAUAAUAAUUAUGAUCAUGUAAAUGACUGAUAAGCCUACUGAGGGGUACCAAUGAGAACGAGGAGACUUUAUCACGAAAAUAUUUGAUUUUUCUAAAUGUUUUAAAAUUCAUAUUUGGCCAGAGUCUUACACACGAAUAAGAAAAACAGACGAUAUAAACAGACGGUUGACUUUUUCAAUAGCAAAUAGAUUGUCUACACGCAUAGACCAGCAGGGUCAGGGAUCUGCUUGUAAUUAUGUCCAACCAAAUAUUUAAGAGUUUCGUGAUGGUAUUUGAGGACAGCACACAUACCAAUAGGCCUGAGAUAUCCAUGACCAUACCCUUCAACUGAAGAACCAUCGACAUGCGUUUCUCCAAUUUCAGAUUCUUACUGAUUUUGUAUCUUAUUGUUCACUGUAAUCAAUGUCCAGAGUUGUCAACAGACAUGGAAAUGUGUUGUACAUGUCGUCUAUUUAUAGUCUCUAUGUAAUAUCAAGACUUUGGAUGAUUCUAUAGAAGUAUAGAAGUACAAAUAUACUCUAACACUAACAUUUUCCAAAACGGAGAUAUCAACAGUGUAGGCUACAUAUUGGAUUAUCUGAAUAGCUUCAAGACCUAUUGUAUAAUUCGUGGUAUGUUAAAGCUUGUGAUUCAAUCAAAACGCUUACAGGUGUUGAGAGACCUUUUGAAUAA